Trichoderma reesei QM6a is the source of this 1275-nucleotide messenger RNA. RefSeq lists its product as uncharacterized. Bases 1 to 1275 code for a protein of 424 amino acids. Lineage: Eukaryota; Fungi; Ascomycota; Sordariomycetes; Hypocreales; Hypocreaceae. The record is from RefSeq and is a predicted model, not a curated record. The transcript has a single exon.
AUGCCCGUGCCGACCAUCUUCUACCUCCUGGAAAACGGCUUCCCCCCCAUCAUCCGCGACAAUGCUCGGCCCAUCUUGCUCACCAUUGGCACCAUUGCCUUCCUCGUCCUGCUGAAGCUCUACACCGCCGGCCGGACGAAUACCGCUGAACGCAACCUUCAUGGCAGGGUCAUCAUGAUCACGGGCGGAACGAGCGGCAUAGGGGCCCAGGUGACGAAAGAACUGGCGGCUCGCGGCGCUCAGCUCGUCCUCCUGACGCAGGUCCCGGCCUCGGAUCCGUUCCUCGUCGAGUUCAUACAAGACAUUCGGGAUAACACGGGCAACCAUUUGAUCUACGCGGAGCAGGUCGACCUCUCCAGCCUGUACAGCAUCAGGAAGUUCGCUACGAAAUGGGUCGACAAUGCCCCGCCUCGGAGACUGGAUACGAUCGUGCUGUGCGCAUCGACCGUGACGCCGCCAGGAGGGAAGAGAACCGUCACUGAAGACGGCAUUGAAGAGAUGUGGAUGGUCAACUACCUGGCCAACUUCCACCUGCUCAGCAUUCUAAGCCCGGCCCUCAAGGCACAGCCCUUUGACAGGGACGUGCGCGUGAUCAUUGCGACAUGCUCCUCGUACAUUGGCUCUCCCUCUCUGAAGGACGGGCUCGGAAACGUUGAAAAGGGCUGGUCUGCCGGCUCUGCUUACGCACGCAGCAAGCUCGCCCUCAACGUGUUUGGCUCCUAUUUCCAGAAGCAUCUUGACUCGUACAAGCGUCCCGAUCAGCUGCCCAUGAACACCCGUGUCAUCUUUGUCGAUCCGGGCCUCAGCCGAACACCGGGCACCCGGCGAUGGCUGACUCGGGGCUCCCUCUUGGGUCUGGCGCUCUACCUGAUCUUCUACGCCAUCCCGUGGUUCCUGCUGAAAUCGCCCCAAAAAGGCGCCCAGUCGAUUCUCCACGCCAUAAUGGAUGAGAAUCUCGGACGCGGCACCGGCGGCAAGCUCAUCAAGGAGUGCAUGCAGGUGGACUUUGCGCGGAGGGAGAUUACAGACGACGAGGUCGCCAAGAAGCUGUGGGAGGAAAGCGACGCCCUGAUUGAGAAGACGGAGAAGGCCGCUGCGAAGAAGAGGGCGCUUAAGAAGGCCCAGGAGGAAAAGCUGGCCGAGGAGCAGAAGGAGAAGGAAAAGGUAGAGGAGGUGGAGAGCUUGGUGGCUGCGAUCAAGAAGGGGAAAGAGAAGCAGAAGGAGAAGGAAAAGCAACAAAAGGGAAAUGGCAAGGGCGGCAAGAAGGGGAAAUGA